GAUAGAUAUUUGCAAAUGCUUUUGGUACCAACUUUACUUAUUGUUUUGGUUGAACUUUAAAUUUUAGAGAUGGGUAGGUGAACAAACAAGUCCAUUCUCCAUCCUACUACUACUACUACUACUACAAUUGUAGCUACUUUUGAUGAGGAGGCGGGGGAGUACGUGACGUCAACAUUUUGGUUUGUUUUCGACUCGACUCGACUUGACUCAACUCAUUCUCUCCUUCAUCAUUUUCUCCGCCGGAAAAUCCUCGAUUUUCCCGAGAAAAUUAUACAUUCCAAAAGAAAAACAGGGCAUGAUGCUUUCGAUUGGUUCCAUAUUCCGUCGUUCUACGCAGCUAAGAGCUUCGGUUCUCCAGCUUCAGCUUUCGUCCUACUCUUCUUCCGCGGCUGCAAUUCAAGCUGAGAGAACAGUCAAAGAAGGUCCGAGAAACGAUUGGACCCGUAAUGAGAUCAAGGCCGUCUAUGAUUCUCCUGUUCUCGAUCUUCUUUUUCAUGGAGCUCAAGUUCACAGGCAUGCUCAUAACUUUAGAGAAGUGCAGCAGUGCACUCUCCUUUCUAUCAAGACGGGUGGAUGUAGUGAGGAUUGUUCAUAUUGUCCUCAGUCCUCUAGGUAUGAUACAGGUGUAAAAUCCCAGAAGCUUAUGACCAAAGAUGCUGUUUUGGAGGCAGCAAAAAAGGCGAAAGAGGCUGGUAGUUCACGUUUUUGUAUGGGUGCAGCAUGGAGAGAGACAGUGGGAAGAAAGACAAACUUCAACCAGAUCCUUGAAUAUGUUACAGAAAUAAGGAAUAUGGGGAUGGAAGUAUGCUGCACUUUGGGUAUGAUAGAGAAGCAGCAAGCUGAAGCACUCAAGAAGGCAGGCCUCACAGCUUAUAACCACAAUCUUGAUACUUCAAGGGAAUAUUACCCGAACAUUAUUACAACAAGAACCUAUGAUGACCGCCUUCAAACCCUUCAGUAUGUUCGGGAUACAGGGAUUAAUGUCUGCUCAGGUGGAAUAAUAGGUCUUGGAGAGUCCGAGGAGGACCGAGUUGGUUUAUUGCAUACUUUGGCAACACUACCUACACAUCCAGAAAGUGUUCCAAUCAAUGCAUUACUUGCAGUGAAAGGCACACCUCUUCAGGAUCAAAAGCCGGUUGAAAUAUGGGAGAUGAUUCGGAUGAUUGCCACGGCUCGUAUUGUUAUGCCAAAAGCUAUGGUGAGGCUGUCAGCUGGUAGAGUUCGAUUCUCCAUGCCCGAGCAGGCAUUAUGUUUUCUGGCUGGAGCAAAUUCAAUUUUCACGGGUGAGAAGUUGUUGACUACCCCAAACAAUGAUUUUGAUGCUGACCAACUCAUGUUCAAGGUGCUGGGACUGACCCCAAAAUCUCCUAGUUUUUCGGAUGAAAUAUCAACGGUCGAUGAGUCAGAAGGUCAUCAGGAAGCCAUUUCUAGCUCAGCUUGAAUUUACUGGUAAAAACAGAAUGUAUUUCCAUAGCAUUAGUCAGUAGCCUAGUAGCUUGUAACUUGUAGCCAGUUAUUGAAUUUUCUCUGUUAUGAAAAUAGUGUAUUGGUUCCUUGCAUUUGAUUCUCUAUUUUAUCCAGUUAAAUAUGUGAAAAGGUGGCCUGGAGCACAUCUGUAAGGUGUCUUUUGGUUGUAACAGCAAUGGAACGUAGAAGGAACUUUUCUACUUUUGUAUGGUUUGGAAUUUGAAAUAACUAUUAUAAUUGGUUCUUUAUAGAA
Molecule: messenger RNA, 1720 nt
Organism: Humulus lupulus (European hop)
Lineage: Eukaryota; Viridiplantae; Streptophyta; Magnoliopsida; Rosales; Cannabaceae
Product: biotin synthase, mitochondrial
Exons: 6
Coding region: 296-1441 (381 amino acids)
Biological process (GO): biotin biosynthetic process
Cellular component (GO): mitochondrion
Molecular function (GO): biotin synthase activity; 2 iron, 2 sulfur cluster binding
Source: RefSeq, a predicted model, not a curated record